UUAAAAAUAUAUCUUAAAUGUCAAUGUCAUUUUGCAGAUAAAUAUCACUUAAAGCUUUGACAAAGAAUUAUAGUAAUUAAAUUUUUACCGCAACUACUUUAGAGUAGAGGAAGUCAAAAGUAAAAGAUGGCUCAAACAGCGGGUGUAAAGCCCAUAGCUAUUGCUGGACGUGUAGCACUGGAAAGAGAAAGAUGUCUUGGUAUGUCUGAUGCUGAGAGGGCCUGGCGCAAGCAAUGGCUAAAGGACCAGGUCUUAGCUGCAAACGAGCCUGUACACGUCGAAGAGUAUUGGAAAGAACGCAUUAAUCCUAUUCGUCGCUUUUAUCGUAAACCAUUAGAUGUACUGUUUAAUAAGCUGAGUCCUGUACUGGGAGCUUCACGUGCAGCAGAUUACAGAUACAUCACUGGGAAACUUGGCUUAAUUGCUGUUGGAGUUAUGGGUAUCCAUUACUACUUUAAAUAUCAUGGAAAUGACUGGACUAAGAAAGGAGGUUGGAGAGUAACUAGAUCUAAACCAAUGGUGUUACCUGGACAACCUGGUUUCCCUUACAAAUCUGAACGCACUAAAGAUUCAGAUUAUGCUGAUAGAGGUUACAGCAAAUCUUCCCUUUUUGAUGGAAAGUAAACAACUCCAGCUUAUAAUUUAAAAGAAGAUAUUUGGUAGUUUAUAUAAAUAUAUAGAAAUCAUUAUUUAAUACAACAAUUAAAGUGAGGUAUAAAAAAUAAACAGCUGUUAUUAUGCAAAGUGUAUUCCUUCAGAAUUAAAAGCGUGUAACAAUUUCAUAAAAUCAUCAACAUCCAUUGUCCUCGCUCGCAUCUGAUCUGCUUCUGCUUCUAUCAGCACAUCUUGCACUUUUUGCUUAAUAUCAAAAUCUUCCGGUAUCUCCUUAAAAUAAUUUAAAAAAAAUGUUAUAAAAAGUAACUGGCUUUCGUUGUUAAGAAACUAGUUAUUUAACUGUUAAUAAAAUCUAAAAUAAA
Melitaea cinxia (Glanville fritillary) is the source of this 977-nucleotide messenger RNA. RefSeq lists its product as uncharacterized. NCBI's taxonomy places the organism in Eukaryota, Metazoa, Arthropoda, Insecta, Lepidoptera, Nymphalidae. The record is from RefSeq and is a predicted model, not a curated record. The coding region runs from base 127 to 624 and encodes 165 amino acids. The transcript is spliced from 3 exons. Gene Ontology annotation, biological process: mitochondrial electron transport, NADH to ubiquinone.